This is a messenger RNA of Mercenaria mercenaria, 7295 nucleotides long. Its product is annotated as ATP-dependent RNA helicase DHX58-like. Bases 361 to 3375 code for a protein of 1004 amino acids. Gene Ontology annotation, molecular function: nucleic acid binding; eukaryotic initiation factor 4E binding; ATP binding. The record is from RefSeq and is a predicted model, not a curated record. Gene Ontology annotation, biological process: negative regulation of translational initiation. Gene Ontology annotation, cellular component: cytoplasm. Lineage: Eukaryota; Metazoa; Mollusca; Bivalvia; Venerida; Veneridae. The transcript has 15 exons.
UUUACGUUUAACAUUCAAUAUUUUGAUAUUUUUUACACUUUUACUAUCAAGGCAUUCUUCGACAUAACAUGGAAAAUAAAAAAGUAAAAAAUCUAUUAAAACGAAAGUAAAAUGUGAUAUGUGUGAUGUCACAUCUUAUAUUUAGGACUAGAUACCUAGUAACGAAUAAACAACGGAGCACUGGAUUAUAAGUAUUGGUGUAACCACUGGAACGUCAAAGCUACAAAGUAACAGUACAUUUUAUAUGACACAAGCUCUUGCUAGAUAAAUAUCAAAGCACUAAUUAACACUCUACUAUUUUUAGCGCGUGGAAAUACCCACUAGUGGUCAGGCAUUUCAGAUAACUGUUUUGACGGUAUAAUGGAAAAGGGGGAUUUCGAACCGAGUGAAAAGGAAACGGUUUGCCGUAAAGAUACCAAUCUUGAUACGAACUAUAAAAAGUCGAUGGAGAAAUCUGGCCUUGAUUCAUUACUAGAUGACCGAGGCAGUUUGAAGAUUAACAAUGUACCACUAUAUAAAUUAAGUACGAAUAAAGAAGAACAGUUGACAAAUAAAUUCGGAGAUGGGACUAAUAUUUGUUCAUUAGAAAUCAGCGAGCAUGAGCGAAGUCGAAAACACAAAACUGAGAUAUCAGGGAAAAUCGUACAAUAUGACCGGGAAUUUCUACUUGCGUGUAAAGACUCUCCGUUAACGAACGUCUUUCCAACAGAAGUUGAGCAAUUUCCUGAAAUUUUGAUACCGAUAAAUCUACCGAGGCUUUUUGUAUCCAACUAUUCAGAGAGUGAAACAUGGAAUAAAGCAAGGAGAAUGUCACCUAAAUCAGCCGAUACAUCUAAGGACAUGGCUCCACAACAAUCCGAACUUCUGUAUGGGAGUGAUUUUGAAGGUUUUGCUGCUAGUACAGAGAAUAAUACGAUAGAUGCGGAUACAGAGUUGCUCGACUUUGACUUUUUGCUGCAAAAUAAUGUCAGCACUGGCCAAAAGAGAGAUAAUGUCGAUGUUAAUGCUGCAUUAAAAACUGACAAUAAUAGAACAUGCUUUGAUGGGUUAUCUUCUGCUGGAGAUUCUGAAAGAGACUUAGAUGCAGAAAUACUAGGCCAGAAAUCAGCUAUAGAACAAUCUGAAUGGGAAGAGAAGGCGGCUGGCAACACUAUGGUCUUAACUGGAGAACAGAAUGACCUUGACGUCGAAGGAGGACAAACUAAUCAAGAAGAGAUGGACUUAAACAUACCAACAGAUGUUGAUUAUAUCGACGCGGAUGAUGAGGACAUUCCACUGAGAGAAUAUCAGAAAGAGUUGGCUAAAGAGGGUUCAGAAGGAGAAAAUGUAAUUGUACUGGCGCCUACAAACACUGGAAAGACCAGGGUGGCCUGUAGCAUUAUACAGGUCCAUUUACGACGCCAAAGACGGUCAGAAAAUAUUGGUAAAGUCGUGUUUCUGGUAGAAAAUGAGGCACUAGCAUUGCAGCAAGGGAAAGUCUGUGCAGAACUGUUACCUGCCUACAGAACUAAGGUGAUCAGUGGAAGCAUGCAAAGGGACAAGAAACAGUUCUUGAAGGAUUUCAUUGAUAAGAGGGAUAUUCUGGUUGUAACUGCCCAGGUGCUGCUAAAUGCUCUUACACGAAGGGAAAUAAAUAGUUUGACAGCAUUUUCUAUGAUUGUGUUUGAUGAAUGCCACCACACUGGUAAUCUGCAUAGUUUCAAUGAAAUAAUGAGUAAAUAUAUGGAUCUGAAACUGAGGGACAAUUUGGAUGUUAUCUCUUUACCGCAGGUAAUUGGUCUAACAGCUUCUUUGGGUGUUCGAGGAAAAACAGAUGCUUCUGCUGCUAUUGACCACAUGAAGGGCAUUUUGGCUAACCUAGAUGCAAAAUAUCUGUGUACAGUAAGACAAAAUUUUGAGGAAAUGAAGCUAUAUGAAAAUAAUCCAAAAGAAGAAAUAAUUACCGCCAAAAACAGACAAGAUGACCAGUUUAGAGAAGCCAUUCUGCAUGUUAUGGAUGAUAUAGACGAGUACAUGAGAAAUCAUCACAGCAUGAUGGAAGUCAAAGAAAAAUAUCAUCUCAGCAAAAUUAUGUGCCAAAUGUCAUCGUCCAGGGGCACAGAACAAUUUCUACAAUGGCGUAGUGCAUUUAAAGAUGCGAUAGCGAGAAUCAGAUCCGAUGCCGCACGAAGAAUGUUGAAUCCGUGCAGGCUACAUUUAGAAGUCUACAACAAGGCACUGCUUAUUCAUGCAGAUGCAAGAAUUAAGGAUGCUGAAGCUAUUCUUGAAGAAUUUAUGGGUUCUGAGAUGGAGAUUGAUCAUAAAGAUGAAACAGACAAAUUGCUGAUUAACCUUUAUAAGAACCUGAAAAGAAGAAAUUUCAAUGACGAGCCUGAAAAUCCAAAGCUUCUAGAGAUGCAGAAACUUCUAGUGAAAGAUCUAGGCAAUAAUCAGGAUGCUCGAGGCAUUGUAUUUGUUAAAUCCCGCGAGCUUGCCAGGGCACUGAUAAACUGGAUGCACGAAGCAGAAUCAAUGAAGACAUUAAAUGCAAGAGAAUUUGUUGGUCAGGUUGCAUCAGCAGCACAAGGCGGUAUGACAAAAUUCGGACAGAAAGACGUGCUGGAAUACUUCGAAAAUGGACUUCACAAAGUUAUUGUUGCUACAUCUGUGGCGGAUGAAGGUCUAGACAUACCAAAAUGUAACCUAGUGAUCCGUUAUGAGUACGUCACGAACGAAAUUGUUAGACUACAGUCUAGAGGUCGAGCCAGAGCCAGAAAUAGUAAGUAUUAUGUUUUGACAACAGAAGGUUCGUGGAUAGUCGAGAAAGAAGAAAAGAAUGCAAUGCUUGAAAGGCUGAUGGACGCUGUAGUCCCUGCACUUCAGCGUUACAUUCACGAGAAUCCAAAUAAAUGGGAAAAAGAACUAAGGGACAUGCAAGAGCAUCAAAAGUUGCUCGAAGAUAUGAAACAAGAACAACGUGUAGCAAAUAGGUCUGAUGACGAUAUGGAAUUUAGGUGCCUUAAUUGUUCACAAUUUAUUUGCAUGUCCUCGGAUAUCCGUACAAUUUUAGACUCUCAUCAUGUUGUUGUGAAUGAAGAAGUAAAUGACCGUUUGGUUUCUGUUCGAGGUCGUAACCCUGUACUCUUGAAAGAUGACAUUGAGUCACGUGGUUGUAUUUUCUGUGCAGAAUGCCAAAGGAAGCUUGGCGGUAUAUGUGAAUACCGCCGUGUAGAGUUUCCUUUAAUUGUAAUAAAAAAUUUCAUGGUUGUCGACAAAAAUGGUGACGGUGACAAUUUCGGUCAGUGGAAAAAGGCAAAUAUUGACAUACAACAGUUUAGCCUGGACGAUUUUAAGCAAGUUGUAAGAAUGAGAAGAUGUAUGCAUGUGGAGGAGUAAGUUGAAGGGGACCACAAAAUAGCCCUCUGUAUACAUUGCACGAACACUAAUGAAUCAUAUAUCAACAGACCAGUAUAGAUGGAUUUUUUUCUGUAUAUUUCAUGUAACCUUAUAUACAUUUUACCUAUAAAGAUCAGGUGGUUCCAACGUUGAUUGAUUUAUAAAUUUUACGCAGAACAGCAGCUGGACGAAAUGACACAUUUCCGAUUUUGCAAGUAUGAUUUAAAGGAAUUUCUGAUGAAAAUGACUGGAGCGCAAUUGAAUCCGUUUCUUAGCACAUGUGUUUUAGCUGAGAUCUGUACCUCUGUACCGCCCGACAAGGAAGGGCGAUUUUUGUUAGUUCUUGAGAAUAUUGCAGUACAUACUUAUCGGACUCGAUGUAUUAUUGAAAAAUUUCAUACUCUAAGAGCUACUUCUUAAGACAAAGCAUAUGUUUUUCAUAGAAUUAUUCAGGUUUGCAUCCAUAUGCAUUGUCUGAAAACCUAUCGCAAUGCAGUUACAAGCGUGUUGCUUUUUGUGAGGAAUAAGGCACGGUAAGUAAGAAACGGAACAGUAUCAACUUGAUCAUUUUGCACACUUAUUCUGCUUACAAUUCACCACUCAAACAUAAUUUAAACCACGUCAUCUUGUAAAGAUAUAGCCAGUGUUGAUAAGGGGAUCAGCUGCUGUUAUAACAGCUGCUGUUAUAACACCUGCUGUGUAUGUAUGCGCGUUCCAAGUCUAAUCGUUAACGUGUUAUGGCCCUGUAACGCAAGAAAUAAAACAGGCUUUAGAGGAAUGAACGUUUAUAGCCAUAAUUUUCAUUUAUUGCUGAAGCCUUAAUUUUCCACGUUUACGCUAAAAUAUCGUGUAACGCAUGUUUAAUUCCUGUAACAGCACCAGGAAAAUACCUGUCCGAAUCUCGAGAUUCUUCAGAUGUUUUAACACGAAAAAAAAACGUGCGUUAUACAUACUUUUUAAGAGCAAUCUUAAUUUGUAUGGAAACGGUAGAUGUAUUUACCAUUGCACUAUGAUGUCACUAACAUUGUACACGCUAUCAUCCCUGUAAAUAUAGUAAGCUAAUAUUACAUGUCCUGGUUAAAUUAGCCGCGUCAUGAGAAAACCAACAUAGUACAUUUGCGACCAGAAUGGAUCCAGACCAGCCUGCACAUCCGCGCAGUCUGGACAGGAUCCAUGCUAUUCGCUAACGGUUUCUCUAAUUGCAAUAGGCUUUGAAAGCGAACAGCAUGGAUCCUGAUCUGGUCUGGAUCCAUGCUGGUCGCAAAUGCUGUACGUUGGUUUGCUGAGGUGCGGCUCAGAUGAUGAUUUGAUGUGUUGAAAAUUCUGUUAUAGUCGGGACUGAAGCAUGUAAUUCGUUUUAAUUAAUUUAACAUUAUAUAAAUCAAUGUGAUAUGUGUGAUCUAAGUCGUCCUAUCAUUGUACCAUUUUUUCCAUGGCUGUGUUUUAUAUUAUAUUUACAUUUGCAUUUAUUCUUAUGAUUAUGUCUCUCCCCCAUAAAAUGGGGGAGACAUAUUGGUUUUGCCUUUGCCGUCCGUCUGUCUGUCUGUCCGUCCAUCCGUCCGUCCGCAUUAAGCUUGUCCGGCUUUCACAAGUCAAACUGCUGGCCGGAUUUUAACGAAACUUCUCAGGAGUGAUAAGUACCAACCCUAGUUGUGCAUAUCGCCGACACGUUCCACUUCGCUGCACAAAAUGGCCGCCAGAGCUUAAAAUAGAAAAAUCUUGUCCGGCUUUCACAGGUCAAACUGCUGGCCGGAUUUCAACGAAACUUCACAGGAGUGAUAAGUAUCAACCCUAGUUGUGUAUGUCGCCGGCACGUUCCGCUUCGCUGCAUAAAAUGGCCGCCAGAGCAAAAAAUAGAAAAAUCAUCUUGUCUGGCUUUCACAGGUCAAACUGCUGGCCGGAUUUGAACGAAACUUCUCAGUAGUGAUAAGUACCAACCCUAGUUGUGCAUAUCGCCGACACGUUUCGCUUCGCUGCACAAAAUUGCCGCCAGAGCUAAAAAUAGAAAAAUCUUGUCCGGUUUUCACAGGUCAAACUGCUGGCUGGAUUUCAACGAAACUUCAGAGGAGUGAUCAGUACCAAGCCUAGUUGUGCAUGUCGCUGGCACGUUCGGCUUCGCUGCAUAAAAUGGCCACCAGAGCUUAAAAUAGAAAAAUAGUGCCCGGCUUUCACACGUCAAACUGCUUGCUUGAUUUCAACAAAACUUCAUAGGAGUGAUCAGUACCAACCCUUAUUGUGCAUUUUGCCGCCACGAGCCGCUUCGUGCACAAAAUGGCCGCCAGAGCUAAAAUAGAAAAAUCUUGUCCGGCUUUCACAGGUCAAACUGCUGGCUGGAUUUCAUCGAAACUUCAUAUCAGUGAUCUGUACCAAGCCUAGUUUUGCAUAUCGCCGACACGUCCAGCUGCACAAAAUGGCUACUAGGGGUGGGGGGGGGGGGGGGAGACGUAUGUUUUUGUGACAAAAACACCUUCUAGUUAUCUUUAAAACUGUCGUUAUUUUUUUCAAGCGUUCCAUUUCAUUUGUUUUAUAGUUUAUGCAAUUUAUAUUAGACUUCAAAUGCAAAUGAUAGUGCUAAAGAAAAUAAUAUAAGCCAUAAUGAGUCUAUACAACUGCUCUUCCUUCCCGUCAAGAUUAGGGAAGCUAAAGCGCUGGCUGCUUUCAAAAUGCCUGCUUAAAACCCACUCACUUUGUUCAACAUUUUGCCAACAGACCGAUAUAUUUUUAUAUCAGAGUGUAGAACAGUAUUUUACCCUAAAGUUUGUUAAGUUUUUAAGACGUGUAUAUGUUUGUCUUAUUUGGUUAUAUCUUUAUUUUUUAUAUUCAUGUAAAUGUAUUGUUAAUGUUAAAAGGCAAUUUCUUUUUGUCUCUUUUGAUUUCGUAUUUAUUUGUGUUUUUGGAAUUUAUAAUUAAAGCACUUUAGAAGGUAUACGUGUGCAUGAAAAUAGUGGUGUAUAAAUAUAGUAAAAGUAUACAUAAUAAUAAUAAUAACUCCAUGAUAUUCCUUUUAAGUGAUUUUGAUAUGAUUUCGCGAGUGUUUGUACGAUUUAUACAUCAUAAGGACCCUAUGGACCAAGUGUGAAGUAUAAAACGCAUAAACAUCUUAAGUUUUUCCAUCUUAAAAAAUAAAGAAAAUUCAUCGAAGCUUUACAAUGUACAUGACAACAAGUGAAUAAAUGCUGCAUAAUUAUAGACAUUGAAUAUGAGUGCUCUUCCUGGACUUGCUAAUUUAUAUUUAAUGAGAAGGAAGUUGGUGAUUAUAUGUUCAUUGUACUAAAACUAAAAGAAUAAAAAGUUCAGUGGAAGAUACUGAAGUAUUAUGUUAUUUGGGUAGAUGGCAAUUUUUCAUGACAUUGGCAAGCGUUUAUUUACGUGCUCAUACCGGUGCUGGUAGUUGAAUUAUUGUAAGUUUAUCAACGAUUGUAUUUUAUGUUAAAUCAGUACAUGAAAUGUAUUUACUUUAACCAGAAUCUAAUCCACCAAUGGCGUUUGAUUCAAUGCUAAAUGAGUAUUUUCAAGUAAAUUUAACAAAUUUGACAUUGUUCUCACUUUUUAUAACUGCAGACGAUCAUACUGUAACACGAUGCUUGUGAUAAAAAGCUUCAUUUUUACAAAUAAUUUAACAACAGGUCAUUUAUGUUUUAGUUAUUUCCUUUCAAAUUUAUUCCUGAUGAUCGAGUUUCAAGAGUAAACUUGAGUUUUAUUUUUGUUUGAUCUAGUCUGUGAUACCUUUUUUUACUUAAAUAUUAUUUUUACAUCAAUAAUGUUGCGUACAUAUAUAUAUACCUUUAAAAUGGAUGUAAAUAAAAAGAAAUGUAAUUUGCUCACGUAUUUGAUGUUUUUCAGAAGUUUAGUGGAAAAUAUUUGUAACUUUUGGCCAAUUAUAAAAAAAGUUAUAAUAAAGUUAUCAUAGUAACAGCAAA